Molecule: messenger RNA, 3060 nt
Organism: Parnassius apollo (apollo)
Lineage: Eukaryota; Metazoa; Arthropoda; Insecta; Lepidoptera; Papilionidae
Source: the annotation of a GenBank genome assembly
AUGUCGGGAACUAACAGCAUAACACCUCCAUCGGGAGUUGUACGGAAUAGCGCCCUGUCUUUUGUUGCGACUGCGCAACCUCCGAUGAAUUUACCUGAUCAGCCAGGGAUCGUACAAGAUUCGGAAUCAAGAGAGAGAUUGGUGCCAGCAGGACUUAAGGCAUUGUGCAAUGCAUAUUCACGGUUAUACCCCGACCAGCCUAACCCAUUGCAAGUUACCACUAGACUUAAGUAUUGGUUAGGAGGUCAAGACCCUCUUGACUACAUCAGCAUGUAUUGGAACCCUGGAAAGCCUGAGGAGCAUAUACCACCGCAUUGGCACUACGUAAGCUUCGGUUUAUCGGACCUGCACGGGGACGGGCGGGUUCACGCGGUGGGCGCGAACGAGUCUGGGCUCGGGUUAGAGCUGUCGUUGCGACUGGCAGCCAAUGUACCGGGGCCAUCUGGUACAUCCGGUGCACUCGGUGCUGUGAAUCCGGGGUCGUCGAUCGCAGCGCCGCCGCUGUGGCCCGCUGCGUUGCUGCAGGCUCUCGCGCGGUACCUCCUCAUCACAGGCAACAAAUUCUGUGCGGGUGACCACAUCUCAUGGCACGCGCCAUUGGAUGGUGACAGUGGGUCUCGGGUGCGACACCUGCUGGUGGUAGAGGACCCGCAGCUGCCCACCAUACACACUCCCCAUGGCACCGUCCACUUUGUUCAGAUGGUGGGUUGUACCAGUAGAGAGUUAAAGGCAGCUCAAAGGGGCUCUGGCUUUGAGGUGCUUAAGCUUAUCGCUGAAGAUCCGAGAUGCGGGGGAGCGUGGUGGGUGACGCGCGCGGGGCGGCGGCGCAGUGCGCGCGGGGUGCUGCGGCCACGGCGCGCGGCCUCGGGACCCGCCGCGCCAGCCGCCCCCCUAGCCGGAGUCUCAGCGAAGCUGCGGUGGCUGCCGCUCACACCGGACAGCGAGGAGCUGACCGCAUCACCCGGGAAUCUCAGUCCGAGUGUUGAGCAGCAGAUCAAGGACACUUUACAACGGGGACUCAGCUGCAUGGGGUCCAGCACGGAGAGGACAGACCCUGAAGGUCACAUGUCGACAGACAGCUUCGAGAUGUCGAGCAUGGAGCGAGCACUGCCGCACAUCCCGGACUUAAUGCAGGGCUCAUGGUGUAGCGAUGAUACGAUAGAGUACUUGGAUGGAGUUCAUCUUAUACUCAAUGCUGAGGGAGCGAGCUUGCUGCCAUUGGCUAUUGACGGGCGCCUGGCUCACGGGCGGCACUUCACGUGGCGCGGGGCGGGCGCGGCCGCCACGCUCGUGCCGUGCGGCGUGCCCGCCGCUCUGCCCAGCCUCGCGCGGCCCUACGUGCAGCGUGGAGCCUGGUUACAGGUACAUUGUAUACUGUGCUGUACUGGAACACGACGCGUGUUCCUUGCAGCGAGCGCUCAGCUCACGUGCCCGCCGCCCUGCCCAGCCUCGCGCGGCCCUACGUGCAGCGUGGAGCCUGGCUGCAGGUACAUUGUAUACUGUGCUGUACUGGAACACGACGCGUGUUCCUUGCAGCGAGCGCUCAGCUCACGUGCCCGCCGCCCUGCCCAGCCUCGCGCGGCCCUACGUGCAGCGUGGAGCCUGGUUACAGGUACAUUGUAUACUGUGCUGUACUGGAACACGACGCGUGUUCCUUGCAGCGAGCGCUCAGCUCACGUGCCCGCCGCCCUGCCCAGCCUCGCGCGGCCCUACGUGCAGCGUGGAGCCUGGCUACAGGUACAUUGUAUACUGUGCUGUACUGGAACACGACGCGUGUUCCUUGCAGCGAGCGCUCAGCUCACGUGCCCGCCGCCCUGCCCAGCCUCGCGCGGCCCUACGUGCAGCGUGGAGCCUGGUUACAGGUACAUUGUAUACUGUGCUGUACUGGAACACGACGCGUGUUCCUUGCAGCGAGCGCUCAGCUUACGUGGUCGCCGCCCUGCCCAGCCUCGCGCGGCCCUACGCGCAGCGGGGAGCCUGGUUACAGGUACAUUGUAUACUGUGCUGUACUGGAACACGACGCGUGUUCCUUGCAGCGAGCGCUCAGCUCACGUGGCCGCCGCCCUGCCCAGCCUCGCGCGGCCCUACGCGCAGUGGGGAGCCUGGCUGCAGGUACAUUGUAUACUGUGCUGUACUGGAACACGACGCGUGUUCCUUGCAGCGAGCGCUCAGCUCACGUGGCCGCCGCCCUGCCCAGCCUCGCGCGGCCCUACGCGCAGUGGGGAGCCUGGCUGCAGGUACAUUGUAUACCGUGCUGUACUGGAACACGACGCGUGUUCCUUGCAGCGAGCGCUCAGCUCACGUGGCCGCCGCCCUGCCCAGCCUCGCGCGGCCCUACGCGCAGUGGGGAGCCUGGCUGCAGGUACAUUGUAUACUGUGCUGUACUGGAACACGACGCGUGUUCCUUGCAGCGAGCGCUCAGCUCACGUGGCCGCCGCCCUGCCCAGCCUCGCGCGGCCCUACGCGCAGUGGGGAGCCUGGCUGCAGGUACAUUGUAUACUGUGCUGUACUGGAACACGACGCGUGUUCCUUGCAGCGAGCGCUCAGCUCACGUGGCCGCCGCCCUGCCCAGCCUCGCGCGGCCCUACGCGCAGUGGGGAGCCUGGCUGCAGGUACAUUGUAUACUGUGCUGUACUAGAACACGACGCGUGUUCCUUGCAGCGAGCGCUCAGCUCACGUGGCCGCCGCCCUGCCCAGCCUCGCGUGGCCCUACGCGCAGUGGGGAGCCUGGCUGCAGGUACAUUGUAUACUGUGCUGUACUGGAACACGACGCGUGUUCCUUGCAGCGAGCGCUCAGCUCACGUGGCCGCCGCCCUGCCCAGCCUCUCGCGGCCCUACGCGCAGUGGGGAGCCUGGCUGCAGGUGCUGAUACCCGAGCAGCUGGCGCGCGAGAUGUCGCCACAAGUCGCGCCGCUGGCCUCCCUGGCGCCAGUUGACUCGGAGUCCGACGCGGAGUCCGAGAGCGAGGGUGAACCGCAGCCUCCGAAGCUUCCCCUCGCGCUGCACUGGCCCCGCUACCGUCUCAAGAUCACCGUGUUGCCGGAUCACGAGCUCUUCUAG